Molecule: messenger RNA, 2841 nt
Organism: Botrytis byssoidea
Lineage: Eukaryota; Fungi; Ascomycota; Leotiomycetes; Helotiales; Sclerotiniaceae
Exons: 1
Coding region: 1-2841 (946 amino acids)
Biological process (GO): mitochondrial tRNA 3'-end processing
Cellular component (GO): mitochondrion
Molecular function (GO): 3'-tRNA processing endoribonuclease activity
Source: RefSeq, a predicted model, not a curated record
AUGCAGAAAUUCCCAUCGAUUACAAGAUUGAAUCUCAAAUCUAGAUUUCGAGGUCUUAGAAAAUCACUUCACGAAGCACUGAAAACUUUCCCAAGAAAAGAGGGGUACAGUUUUCCUCCACAUCCAGCAAGAUUAUCUCCCUUGCCUACUCAAUAUAUUCUAGAGAAUAACGACAAUCUAAGAGUUUCUCCAGAAUUAUCUCACACGCUUCCGAAUGCUUUGAAUGGAAAGCGGUUUCUUAUUCUCAAAGACAAUCCGGGGAAUGUAUAUCGCAGCGCAAAAUACAGGAAACCAUUGAUCAAUAGUAGAAAUCGCCUUCAUCGACCAGGAGAUUUAACCAAAAUGCGCAAUUAUAUCCAAUUCCUCACGACUCCCACGGUGGACACGCCUGGGACUUCUUUGCUUUUACAUUUCGAUAACAAGAGGUACUUGAUUGGAAAUAUUGCAGAGGGAACUCAGAGAGCAUGUGUGCAAGGCAAGGUCGGAUUGAUGAAAGUUGGGGAGGUUUUCAUGACUGGAAAGGUGGAUUGGGCUUCAACUGGAGGAAUGCUAGGUAUGAUUUUGACGUUGGCAGAUGCAACAAGUACUUCAAGAGAGGCACAGUUUCAGGUUGCCAACGCGAAAUCGCAAAAGAAAGGAGGACGCGCUGAGAAGCCCGAAAAGGCCUUUUUAAAUUUACAUGGAGGAGAAAACUUGACUCAUCUACUUGCGACGGCUAGGAGAUUUGUUUUCAGAAAUGGGAUGCCGUUAUAUACAAACGAAUAUCGGCCGGAUACAGAACAGAGAACCAAUUGGGACCCUUCAUGGAGUGAUGAAAAUAUCAAGGUCUGGGCCAUGGCUAUCAAAUCGGAGGGAGCUGCGAAGCGUCGUGGGAAGAGAAGUCACGAUGAGUUUUCGGAUGAUUCUCUGGAUGGUUCUCUUGCUGAGAAGAGCAAGGAGCUUGAGCUUAAGGAAGCCCAAGAACUCAGAGAUAAAGAGGAUAAUGAGCAUCAAAUACGAAAGUCUGUCGUAUCUUCUAUGUUUGAUUCUGAUUGGAAGUUAGAUACUCUGUACUCCAUGAAGCUCAAGGAUGUCAAAAUGCCUGCCGCUAUCUUUGUUAGAAACUCAGAUGGCAAGAUACAAAGAUAUCAAGGACCUAAACCCGGAGGAAAUCAGGAAGUUCCCGAUAUUGAAGUCCUCACUCGGAAACCUUGGCCAGGGGCGCUGGUUGAAUCUUUACCUCCGACUAAACCUUCUACCAGUUCAGUCUCAUAUAUCAUCAAAAACCAUACUCAGCGUGGAAAGUUCAAUCCCAAGGAAGCCGAGAGAUUGAAUGUCCAGAAAGGUGCUGAUUAUCGAACUUUGGCAGCGGGAAGAAGUGUGAUUGCGACCGACGGUACCACUGUCACUCCAGAACAAGUUUUGGGAGUGAGCAAGGAGGGUACCGGAGUUGCAGUUCUUGAAAUACCUGAUGCCUCUUAUAUUAAAGGUAUAUUUGCACGUGAAGAAUGGAAAGCAAAAGAGGUCAUGGCAGGAGUUGAAUCAAUAAUAUGGAUUUUGGGUCCUGGCGUUUUAGCUGACCCCAGGAUACAAGAGUUCAUGGAAGAGCGUAAAGAACUUGCUCACAUCGUUUCCUCCCAUGAUAAUUGCCCAAAUUAUCUCGCAUUCAGCUCAGCCGCAGCGCAAGCUAUUCGUCUGCAUCUCCUCGAUUCCGAACGUUUCCCAAUUCCCGCAUUCAGUAAUGCAUCCGAGCCACCAUCCAAACCUGUACCAUAUUCAAAAGCAAAAUUAGGAAAAACGAUGUUACUCGAACCAAAAUUCGAGAUUCAAGAUGACAAGUGCAUUCCUUAUCUUGACACAGAGCAGGUGGUAAAGGAAGGAGACCCUGAAGUUCUUGCUUUAGCAAACGAAGCUAGAAAAGAGAUUAUGAGUCCAGAGUAUCAAGCAAAGCUUGAUGAAGUUCAAAAAGACAUACCAUGCAAGGAUGCAGAAGUUAUUACUCUCGGAACUGGUUCGGCUUUACCUUCAAAGUAUCGAAACGUUUCAGCUACCCUACUUCGAAUUCCAGAAUAUGGCAAUUACCUAUUUGACGCUGGUGAGAAUACACUGGGCCAAUUGAAGAGAGUAUUUGGCAAAGACCUACCAGGUGUACUCUCUAAUCUCAAGGCAAUUUGGAUCAGUCAUCUUCACGCCGAUCAUCACCUUGGUACUACUUCGGUCAUCAAAGCGUGGCAUGAAGAAACAUCUAAGAAUGAAGCAACAAGAAAUAACAAACUUGCUGUAGCAUCAGAUCAUGGUAUGAUUCAUUGGUUAACUGAAUACUCCGAGGUCGAGAAUUAUGGAUUUGAGAGGCUUGAGCUCGUUGAAAUGACACCGGCAGUCAAUAACCUUUACGAAGAAUUUACACCAGAAAAAACGGAAGCAUUUGGUCUUUCGUCUAUUGAAGCUUGCCAAGUGAGCCAUUGCCAUGGUGCUUUAGCUGUUGCAUUGAAUUUCCCCAAUGGAUUCAAGGUUGCUUACUCAGGUGAUUGUCGACCCUCACAAGACUUUGUUAGGAUUGGUAAAGGUGCAACGUUGUUGAUUCACGAGGCUACAUUUGAUGACGAACUUCAAGGUGAUGCUAUUGCCAAGAAACAUUCCACCACUUCGGAAGCAAUGAAUAUUGGCAAGGGUAUGGGAGCAAGACGAAUUCUACUUACCCACUUUUCUCAGAGAUAUCAAAAGAUACCAGUCAUGGACAGUGAAGUUACAGAUCAAGUUGCCAUUGUUGCAUUUGAUUAUAUGAGGGUUAAGAUAUCCGAUUUUUCGAAAAUAGCGGCAUUUAGACCGGCGUUGCUGAAGCUUUAUGAAGAGAAAGAAUAG